AUGUUUCGCGAAGCGAUUGAACGAAGACAAUAUGCUGCACAGGAAAAUCAGGGGACGAAGAGGGGCGGGAGAGUGGAAAAUAGGCACGAAAUUGUACUGAAAGAGUGCAAUGUUGCAUUUUUCGGGUUCGAAAUUGUCAGUGAAAUUGUUUGGAAGCAACGAUCUUUGACCUCAGAAAAAGAAAAACUCGCAGCAGGUGUCCCAUGUCGUCCGUGUCAAAUAUCAUUCUGCAAGAGAAACCCAAAUCUGAUGACAUCAUUUGAGGCAACAGCAAAAAGCAUGAAAAAUUCAACAGACAAAAGAAAAAAUAGUUUUGUUUUCCGAAAGAAACAUGUGCAAGCAAUUUUAGAUCAAGAAAUCAGUGCAUGA
This is a messenger RNA of Clunio marinus, 369 nucleotides long. The record is from the annotation of a GenBank genome assembly. NCBI's taxonomy places the organism in Eukaryota, Metazoa, Arthropoda, Insecta, Diptera, Chironomidae.